GUAAAAUCAAGAGAACUGUUGACAGAGAAUGUGGCUGACAAGAGAAUCAGUUAGUGCCAAAAAGAAUAGCUUGAAUGCUGCCUGUAUACAAGCUGCUGUGAUUGCGACUUUCUUCAUAACUGCCUGUUCACUUGAAAAUAGAGUUCAUGCUGCACGUAUAACCACUGUCUUGGGAGAUAAGAUCACUUUAAACUGCUCUACUAAUCAGCUGUCUGAAGAAAUUACAAUGGUCAAAUGGAGUCGAUCAAUAGGAACAGUAUCCAAAGACAUCAUAGCCUACAGUGCCAUUCACAGACUGCAUAACUUCCUCAAAGAUGACAGACUAUCACUUUCAUCUUCUGAUGGAACAGGUCUCCAGAUACAGCCAGUAAACCUUACCGAUGAAGGAAAUUACACAUGUGAAAUUUCAGCUGCUGGGGGAGUUUUUCGAGACCAUAUUUCCUUGUUCAUAAUAGUCCCGCCAGUUAUCAUGUUGAACGUCAGUAUUCUACCAAAUGGCCACAAGAAGUUUCAAUGCAUUGCUUCGAAGGGUAAACCAGCAGCAACUAUUGCCUGGAAAGAGAAUACUGUUGGAAAUUCCACAUACAUUUUGAUUAAUAAUGAUGAUGGUACUGUGACUGUGGAAAGCCAGUUCAUUACAGCUAUCAAUUUCACUAAGGAAGAGCAAGUCUGCAUCAUAAACCACCCAGCAUUUAAUGAAAUGCAGAACCACACCAUUUCUAUCGACAUUGAUACCAAGGACGAUACCAGGUUGAUUUCUCUACAAUUACUUUUCACUUUAAUCACAUGUGUAUCAGCCAUUGCUCUUGGGAUGGUUAUGCUGAUGAUAUGCAUGAUCAAGAAAAAAAGAGCAGCACCAGCAAGGAUCACUGAUAACACCCAGAUGAUAAAUCUCUCUGGUCGACAUUCAGGGAGAAGAAAACAACAUCGAACAAUUAAAGAUCCAAUUUAUCAGAAUACAUAUCACAUGAAAAGAUACCAACAAUGCCUUUAAAUCUAAGAGCCAAAGGAGUUUAAAAUUAACAAAUUUGAAUCAAUUAUGUAAGAUUUUUAAACAUGGGAAAAUAAGAGAAGUGAAGUUAUGGAGAAAACAGUUAUCAUUUCAGCUCAAUGACCUUUCAUCAAAACCUUUUAACUCUUAUGAUGAUAGGUCAUUGACCUCUCCACCAAUGCUGCCUAAUUGCUGAGCAUGUGAAGCAUUUUUGUCUUUCAAAUUUCCAGUUUCUGCUGUAUUUUUAUUUAGUAUUUAGAUAUUUUUAGCAUUUGGUGUUCAAUAGUAAGUAGAUGUAAAAUUGGAAGCACGGAAUCUCCUCUAAAUUAUGAUCUACCCAAGAAUUUAAGUAAAAUGGCUUUGUAUAGAGUAUCACCAUUUACUGGCACAUAUCUAGACACAAAUUAUUGUGAGAUGUAAAACCACCAUUCAGCAUUAAGAUUUUCAGAUGUAUGAUCUGCCAACAAAAAGAAAGGAUCGGGAUGGUGUGAGUUAAUCCCCAAGCAGUUUUCCCUCAUUUCUGCCUCAAACUCAUCUCAAGUUACUACAGAUUGAAACUCUCCAGUCUAGCAUCCUGUGAUCCGGCAAAUCCCAUGGUGCGACAUGUUUGGAAUUUGUCGUACAGAUCUGUACUAAUUAACUAAUUCUAACUAAGAUCUAAAAUUAACUAAGAUCUGUACAAAUCUGUAGCUAAUUAACCUACCCAUGCAACUUUUGCAAUCUCAGUUGACAACAAUCUCAGCUAACAGCUUUUCUGACCUAAACUUCAGGUUAUGGACAGUUCUUGGAAUCCUUAUGUAACCUGGGGAGUGUCUAUACUUAAAAGGAGCAGUUCUGCUUAGAAGAGGAUGAUCAGGGGGCAAUUUCUGUGGUCCAGUAUUUUCUGUGGUUCUGCUCCAAGCAGAUCCCAAGUGUAGCCGGACUAGAGUUUCAACCUGUACUAUCACCCUAAUCCAGCACACUUAUCUCUGGGAUAGAUUCAAUCUCAGGGAGUCCAUUAACUUUCUGCCAUUGAAACUUGACAGAGGUUCAUUUAAAACUUCUGCUGCCAUCUUUACUCAGCUUUGCUCAAGGAUUGAUUUUCGCUAUACAGAUAGAAUGAGGCUCUUUUAUUCACAGGAAAUGGAUGCAGAAAACUUCUCAAAUUCUGACUUUAGGUGCCUGGAUGAAUUUGGCAAUGCCAAAUAAUAUUGAAAAGUCCAUUGAAAGCUUUGUGAAUGAUUGUAGUCUGCUGUACUCUCUGUAACUUUACAACAAUGAAAGACUUAUUUCCACCUGAAGCUGAAGGCACUGCUGAUGAAGAGGGGAGUCGAAGGAUCUCCCUUCCCCAUUCCAAGACAAGACAUAAUGGGAGGUAAAGAUAUGGAUCCAGGCAGCUAGAGAACUCCAACAGAGAGGACAGAACUUAUACCUGAAACGUCAACUAUCCCUUUGCCACCACAGAUGCUGUUUGACCUGCUGAGUUCCUCCAGUGGUUUGUU
This is a messenger RNA of Pristis pectinata (smalltooth sawfish), 2472 nucleotides long. Its product is annotated as cell surface glycoprotein CD200 receptor 5-like. Gene Ontology annotation, biological process: regulation of neuroinflammatory response. Lineage: Eukaryota; Metazoa; Chordata; Chondrichthyes; Rhinopristiformes; Pristidae. The transcript has 7 exons. Bases 29 to 994 code for a protein of 321 amino acids. Gene Ontology annotation, molecular function: signaling receptor activity. The record is from RefSeq and is a predicted model, not a curated record.